Molecule: messenger RNA, 780 nt
Organism: Mercurialis annua (annual mercury)
Lineage: Eukaryota; Viridiplantae; Streptophyta; Magnoliopsida; Malpighiales; Euphorbiaceae
Exons: 2
Coding region: 1-780 (259 amino acids)
Source: RefSeq, a predicted model, not a curated record
AUGAGGGAAUUGCCUUUACUAGCAUUAACAUUUAACGCAGAAGAUUUUAGACGCAUUAAUGGCCUGCACAAUGACGCUUUGGUGAGGGCAAGGUGUGACAAUGCUCAUGAAGGGUCGACUGAAUACUGGUAUGAAAAGCUGAGAAAUACCCCGAUUCCGGAAGUUGUCCAUGGGAUCCUGGUUACAUGUAAAAAUUUAGGACUCAAUUUUCUUCUUCUUCUUCUCAAUUUUACUCUACAGCUAAUUUUCUAUGUCAAAACAGAUUUGGACAUCACUUUCUGGAAUAUGGGAGCCGAUGAUGAUUUGGGUGCCUUUAUGUUAAACGACACUAAGGUGAGAUACGACCAUCCACUCGGAAAUAUGACAGAUUCGGUUGCUUUUAUGUUAAAUGAUGUUAAUUGGAAAUAUGAUCAUCCAGUCCAUAAUAUGACAGAUUUAGCUGCUUUUAUGUUAAAUGAUGCUAAGGUGAAAUACGACCAUCCAGCAAAAAAUAUGAUCGUCGAGAAGAUUGGCUUUACCGCUUUUUUCUUGUACGAUGAUUUUCGAGUUGGAAUGAAGCUCAGACUUCUUCCCUCUAACCCUGUAAACAGUGCAAAGAUUUUGCCUAGACAUGCUGACAACUCCAUCCCGUUUUCUGUUGACCAGUUACCCUGGAUUCUGAGAAAGUUCUCCAUCAAGCCUGGGUCUGUACGGGCCAAGAUGAUUGCCAAUGUAGUGGAGGGAUGCCGGUCACAGAUUAAAGGAGAGCACAGACAAUGUGUCAAUCCAUCGAGGAAAUGA